Molecule: messenger RNA, 1031 nt
Organism: Culex pipiens pallens (northern house mosquito)
Lineage: Eukaryota; Metazoa; Arthropoda; Insecta; Diptera; Culicidae
Exons: 3
Coding region: 323-895 (190 amino acids)
Source: RefSeq, a predicted model, not a curated record
AGUUAUCUUACGACUGAUUGGACUAAACAACUCAUCACUUUUAAAUGUUCUCGCAACAGAACUCUGCUUCUGUUACAUAAGAGAUUGCCCGAGUCACAUCGCUCGCGAUAAGGUUCGCUGUUUUGACCUGCAGCAUAAGUGGCUGACUCACUGCAUCAUUGUUGUAACUUUGUGCGGUCAGUCCGUUGAACCAUGAAACACCUAGUAAAUACCCCAGCGAAGUUAAACAAAAACUACAAAUAUCACUCCUCCGUUCAAUGAGUGCAUUAGUUAAUUUAAAGUCCAGCGAGAAGGUUGUGCGUGGAAAUUGAUCCGUCCAAAAAUGGCGAAGGUAACAGCUCCAAAUGUGGGCGGACACGUGCGCCCCAAAGAGCCACCUGGGGUGAAAGCAAAGCGGAUCUUCAAAUCUUUCGUGAAAACCAACGGUUACGUGGUCGCCACCACUUCGCUCAACUACUGCGGCGCGAUUAUCGCGGACAAGUUGACUGAAGGCGCGGUUUCGGCGCUGUUUGGGAAGGACUGGGCUAAAGAUUACAACAUGAGCUUGUACUAUGUUUUGUUCUUUGCAGCUGUGCUGCUUUUGUUUGGAAUUUGUUUUGAGUGCAAAGUUCUCAUCAUUUCCUUCAUUUUCCCGUACGCUUUGGUGAUACACAUGGAGGAGGAGAAAAAGGCCAGUUACAUGGUGCUGAAGUAUAUCUUCAGCGUGUACGCGGGCAUCGUGCUGACUUUGCUGCUGACGUUCGGAGUUCGAAAAAUCUUCAAAAGUAAGCCGCCAAACACACUCCGAGGGGGAGUCCAGCAAACGCCAAAGUGGUGGCACCGGGUUUUGGCGUUCUCUUGCUGUGGUUCUUGCCAGAAAAUCAAACAAUACCGGCAGGUGACGCAGAAUGUUUGAUAUUGUUGUGAUUUACAAAAAUUACAAAAAACUGAGAUUCAAACAAUAACUGCUAAACAGAGAUGUGGAAAAACGAGAAAAAUGAUUGAGAUUACGAGAUUUACUGCCAAAGAUUAAAACCAAACAAGUAUUGUAU